Messenger RNA from Rotaria sp. Silwood2, 1143 nucleotides. The record is from the annotation of a GenBank genome assembly. NCBI's taxonomy places the organism in Eukaryota, Metazoa, Rotifera, Eurotatoria, Philodinida, Philodinidae.
AUGACACGUUCAAACAGUGACGAUGAUAUUUGUCUCCGUUCAAUGGCUACAUUAAUUCAUUCAAAACUAACAUCUCAUGGUGCCGAUGACAUGUGUUUUGGUGCACGAGAUGAUGGUUCAUCGAUGUCAUCAUCAAAUGAAUAUGUUGCAUUAUCAUCAUAUCCAAAUACUUCAUCAGCUAUAGCAGGUACAACAAGAGGAUAUUUAUCCGAUCGACAACAUGUUACAGCAACGUCAGAACAACAACCAACUAUUGCUCAUACAUAUGAAUUAUCAUUACCAAUAAAACUUCCUCCGGGAGAAGAUGAUAUUCCUGGUACGAUUGUUGAUAUGAGUGGUCGAAUAUUAUCUGGUCAAACCAUUGAUGCUUUUGUAAUUAGUGUUUCACAUGCUCAUCCGAUUUAUCUUGGGUUAAAUUGUGCUUUGGGUCUAAAAGAAAUAAAACAAUUGAUUAUUUAUUGUAUUAAUUUAAUAAAUAAUUUAUUUCUAGGUCUACCAAAUACAUUUGGUGAAUAUGAUGAAACACCUGAAUCCAUGACUCAUCAAGUAGGUCAUUGGGCUCAUGAUGAAUUACUCAAUAUUGUUAGUCGAUGUUAUGCAUCAAUACCUGAUUAUAUCAAAGCAAUUGUUGAAAGUAUUAAACAAUAUCUACUAAGAAAACUACCGAAAGAUUUACAUACAGAAGAAAUGCUUCUUUCAGGUGAUCUUAAAUGUACACAAGGAAAAUGUAUUGUUAAUUUAAUAUCAUUAAAAGAAAGUGAACAAAAUUUUCUUGAUAAAGCAAGAAAAUGUAAAAACUAUGGAGCUGCUGUUAUUGUUAUAGCAUUUGAUGAACAAGGACAAGUAAGAAAAUGGAUAUUAUAUAUUUUUAUAGAAGAAUAUUUGAUUUAUUUAAGGCAACAGAUAUUGAACGAAAAUGGACUAUGUGUAAGUUAUGAUUUAUUAGUUAAUGUUGUAAAAUUUAAUCCGAAUGAUAUUAUAUUCGAUCCGAAUAUUUUGACAACUGCAACAGGAAUGGAAGAACAUAAUCAAAUAUGCACACAUGUACCUUUAUGUAUUGAUUCUUCAAAUUUUACUGUUGUUGAAGCUGCUCUUAAAUGUACACAAGGGAAAUCUAUUGCUCAUUCAAUAUCAUUAAAAUAA